AUGACAAGAGAUGUAAAUCUUGUCUGUGGUUGGAUCAAAACACCGAUACCCAUGAAGAGAGGAGCUAUACUCAAGAAAGACACAAGGGGUGGAGCGAAAAUCCAUCUUAUGACUUAUGUUGGUUAUAAGGCCGAAGAUGCGGAAAGCAUUGACACCCGAAAAUCUUUAAAAAAAGAAAAAUCAGAGGGUCGUGAAAAGAUGGACUCAAAGGAUGAGGGUUACUUCCAGAAAAGAGAUAGACAAGCAGGAAAAAAAAACGCAAGGCAGCAGCAAAUAGCUGUUGGGAUCGAUGGAGCCAGCAGCGCCGCCGUGGGUGGCUGCAGAUGGCAGUGGUUGCGGCGGCGGCCGGCAGAGGUCAUUGGUGGCCGGGAUGAUCAGAAACGACCGCAUAACUCUCCAAUUUCAGUUUUGAAACCAAAUUGUGAAGCCACAUAUACUUGUUUGGGGGUUGGAAAUGUUAGUGUCCUUUGCUCUGAGCAAGAGCGACUUGCUCUCCUCAAGUUCAAACAGAGUGUUGAAGAUCCUUUUGGAAUGUUGUCAUCAUGGGUUGGAAAUGAGUGUUGCAUGUGGGAAGGAAUCCAGUGUGAUGGUGUCACUGGAAAUGUUCAACGCCUUCAUCUCAAAGGAGAUGACUACUGCCUCUUAGUCGGUAAUAAGGUGAGUUCUUCUUUGGCAGAGUUGAGGCAUCUCAAAUACCUCGACUUGAGUCAGAAUUAUUUUCAAGGAAGUCGGAUCCCUGAGUUUAUUGGAUCCUUGAAACACCUGAGUUACCUGAAUCUCUCUGAUGCUGGUUUUGAAGGUAUCAUUCCUCCUCAAAUUGGAAAUCUUUCUAAUUUAAAGGUUCUUGAUCUCAGUUCAAACCAUUAUAAGCUCAAGGCAGAUGAUAUGGCAUGGGCUUUUGGCCUUUCGUCACUCGAGCUUCUCAACUUGAGUUAUGUGGAUCUUAGUGGAGCACAAAACUCGGACAUGAUGCUUCACAUGAUUCCCUCCUUAAAAGAGUUAAGUUUGUCACGUUGUAGACUUUCCAAUGUUAAUCUUGGUCCUUUUCUUAAUUCCAGUAGAAUACUUCCUAAUAUAAAGCACCUCGAUCUUGGCUACAAUUCUUUCAAAGGUCCACUCCCUGGCCUUCUUCAAAACAUGACAUUUCUAGAAUUCCUGGAUCUUUCAUGGUUUGAUCUUAGUUUGGGAUCAAACUUUGCAAAAUUGCUAAGCAUGAUCCCUUCUUUGUCAGAGCUUCAUUUGUCAGGUUGUGGGCUGGAUAAGACGCAUCUAUCUUCUCCACAUCUGAAUUACAGUACACUUUCUAACAUCCAACACCUCGAUCUUAGCGAUAAUCCACUUGGAGGCAUAUUUCCAUCUUUUUUGACAAACAUGAGCUCCCUAGAAGUCCUUGACCUUUCAUAUACCAUGUUGAAUUCAUCUCUUCCUAUUAUGCCUAAACUUCUAGAGCUUCAUCUUUCUGGUAACAAGUUUAAGCAGAUUGAGGAUGUUGGAGUCUGGAGACAGUGCCACCUGAAACAAUUAAGUGUAACAGAUAAGUUGGUAUGGAAAUGA
Molecule: messenger RNA, 1554 nt
Organism: Lactuca sativa (garden lettuce)
Lineage: Eukaryota; Viridiplantae; Streptophyta; Magnoliopsida; Asterales; Asteraceae
Source: RefSeq, a predicted model, not a curated record